AGGGUAGUAAUGUUCUCAAAAGUCGUUACUAAGUUAAGAAAAUGUAGCGGGUAAUUGGAAGAAGAAUACAGUCCAUUUAAAUGUUUGAUGUCAGGGUGUAUCGACUUCUGCGGUCCAAAUACUGGACGGUGUUGUCGUUUAUUCAUAGCAACGAAAUGGACACCGGCCCAGGUUAAAUAGGUGCACCAUAGCACAGUGAUAUCCCCUGAUGACAUCUAAACCAAAGGCCCAGUUGGCACCCCUGCCAUGGAUAGAGAUCCUUGCGUAUUGGUUGCUGUCAUUAGGAUCUCAUCUGUACUCUUUCUAUCAACUGCACAGAUUUUCCAAAGAGCAUGAAGCAGGAUUACAGAGAGGACUCCAUUUGGAAAAAGGCCUUCUCAAGGGCUUUAAAAGGGACCCAUCGGAUUUUGAGUGGAGUUUCUGGACUGACUGGGCAAAGACGUCUUUGCUUUGGACUCUGAUUGGUCAUGGCGUAAUAUCAAGAUUAAGUGUCACCUUUUACCCCAAGCUAAGGGUGCCAGCACUCACAUUAUAUGGCCUCUUAGCAGCCAGUAGUGUGCUGGGGAUUAAAGGUGUCAGUGUGCUGCUGGUACAACUGGGACUGUCUUUCAUAGUGGCCCAACUGCGAAAACCUGCACUGUCUUGGGCCUGUAACCUGCUGCUACUCUCCACGCUACAUAUCCAAUGGCUUCAAGAGAUCCAGAGAGGCUGGUAUGAGACCGAGGAGGAGUACUAUCUGCUGCUCUUCAGUGUUGCUGUCUGUGGUCUGCGCUUCAUCAGCUUCAGCCUGGAGCAUUGCUGGUGCCCUGUAGACCAUGGUGGGAUCUUGCAGCUCUGCUGGUUGUUUUCAUACACCUUCUAUCAUCCCCUCUUCUACAAUGGACCCAUUAUCACAUAUAAAGACUACAUUGAGCAGAUGCGAAGGCCUGCUGAAGAGAGGGACAGGGACCAAUCUGCUUUUAGUUACUUUGUGCUCAGAUCAGGACGCAUCAUACUGUGGUGGUGCAUUGCAGAAUACAUGAUCCAUGUUAUGUACAUGCACUCCAUCCAGUCUAACGAGACCUACUUAGAGAUUCUUCCUCCUUGGGCCUUGGGUGGACUUGCCCUGGCUCUGGUCCAGUUCUUCUUUGUGAAGUACCUGGUUCUCUUUGGUCUCCCGUCCAUGCUGGCUACUCUGGAUGAGCUAGUUCCUCCAAAGCUUCCUCGUUGUGUCAGCAUCAUGUACAGCUUCACAGGGAUGUGGAGGCACUUUGAUGAGGGCCUGUAUCGAUGGCUCAUCAGGUACAUCUAUGUGCCUGUGGGAGGUUCACGGCACGGUCUUCUUUACCAAAUGUUAUCCACGGGCCUCGCGUUCGGAUUCGUCUGCCUCUGGCACGGCGGCCAUGACUACCUGCAGUACUGGGCUCUCAUGAAUUGGGUGGGAAUCCUGGUGGAGAAUGGGCUGAAGGUUCUCCUCACUUCAUCCUUUAUUCAAUCCUUUGUUGAGCAGAAUUUCUCUGCGGCAAUGGAGAGGCGUUGCACUGCCCUUCUCUCUGCCUGCUCCACUGCCAUGCUCAUCCUCUCUAAUCUGGUGUUCCUUGGGGGGAUACAUGUAAGCAGAAUCUUCUGGAAGCGUGUCUUCGUUCAAGGCUGGUCUACCAUGCUCCCGCCUAUGCUGGCUUUCCUCUACUGCUUUGCUCAGAUCGGACUCGAGUGGACUUCUCACCCACCAUGAGUCACCUUGACUUUGUUGCGGGAGUGUGAAUCCCCACCAACAGACAACCAGAUCAGCCUGCUGAGUCCACUGCCUCCAUCCUCACCAGCCAGAGAGUCUGUGGCGACGCUGGCUCGUGGCCCCAGAAUCUGUCCAAAACCUGGCUAGAGUGAAGCUGAGCAGCCACUUUUCACAUCCUGCAAAAAAUCUGUCUGUAAGCUAAAACCCUUCGGAAACUCUCUAAGGAGAGAGUUUCCUGUACUCGUGUGAAAUUUAAGUGCACACAAACUGCAAAAAGAAGAGUCUAAUGCUGUAAAUUUAAGGAAGUGUACUGUACAUACGCAGUCUGCAGUUUCAAGGCAUGUUUUCAACACAGCAAGCUUCACUGAUUCACCGUUAUUCUGAGAAACUGCAAAAGAAAAUAUGGACCCUGAAUCAGUCUCGGCUAUAUGACUCUGAUAAGGUAUUGCUCAGUGGUGCAGUAAGCUGGAGAAAUGCUAAUUUCAUAUUUACUGUCCUCCAGCUCAACACAAAGGCAGUUGUGUAUUCAGAUGCAGACAAUAGGAACAGAAGGCUGAGUAGAGCCUGAGGAACCAGAUCAAUGUCAUUAUUACCUCCACAGAAGCAAUUUAGGUGAUGUGGAAUGAAACUAAUAUAUUUAUUAAAAUAAUGCACAAUGCUUUAAAAAAGGAAGCUAAAAAAAGUGCCUAAAAACACA
Notolabrus celidotus (New Zealand spotty) is the source of this 2411-nucleotide messenger RNA. RefSeq names its product hedgehog acyltransferase (gene hhat). Lineage: Eukaryota; Metazoa; Chordata; Actinopteri; Labriformes; Labridae. The record is from RefSeq and is a predicted model, not a curated record. Gene Ontology annotation, molecular function: palmitoyltransferase activity. Gene Ontology annotation, cellular component: endoplasmic reticulum. Gene Ontology annotation, biological process: protein palmitoylation. Bases 209 to 1714 code for a protein of 501 amino acids. The transcript is spliced from 12 exons.